Molecule: messenger RNA, 417 nt
Organism: Lactuca saligna
Lineage: Eukaryota; Viridiplantae; Streptophyta; Magnoliopsida; Asterales; Asteraceae
Source: the annotation of a GenBank genome assembly
AUGGAGAAAAAUGGAAGUAUGAGUGAAAGUAACAUGCCAAAAGACUACAAAAGUGGAGGGAGAGCAACAAAUAAAACCAUUAAUAUAAAAGACGGGAAAGCUCUGGUAGAUUCUUGCUUGGAAAGUAGCACUGGUCAAGCAAAAUUUCGUGACGGAGGAGAUUUGCUUGGUGAGUUUCCAUGGCCUCCCAGAUCAUACACGUGUACUUUCUGUAAAAGAGAGUUUCGAUCUGCUCAAGCACUUGGUGGUCACAUGAACGUUCAUAGGAGAGAAAAAGCGAGACUUAGACAAAUAACUCCCCCAAAGUAUCUUGGUUUUCUUCAUGCACACCUAAACCUUGAUCGAAACCCUAACCCUAACCCUAACAUGUCAACGACUUUUGCAUUAAAGACAUCAUUGUUUCCAUCAAUGCUCUGA